Messenger RNA from Anoplopoma fimbria (sablefish), 3613 nucleotides. It is a transcript of the gene cdk10, whose product is annotated as cyclin-dependent kinase 10. Gene Ontology annotation, biological process: protein phosphorylation; regulation of mitotic cell cycle. The transcript is spliced from 14 exons. Gene Ontology annotation, cellular component: nucleus. The coding region runs from base 698 to 1780 and encodes 360 amino acids. NCBI's taxonomy places the organism in Eukaryota, Metazoa, Chordata, Actinopteri, Perciformes, Anoplopomatidae. The record is from RefSeq and is a predicted model, not a curated record. Gene Ontology annotation, molecular function: ATP binding; cyclin-dependent protein serine/threonine kinase activity.
CACACACACUGCUGGAAAUCCUCCAUCGUCAGCAGGUUUACUUCACCUCACCUGACUUGCAAGCCUUGUCCCAAACCAAUGGAACUCUUGUAUCACUGUGAGGACUGAAUCCACAUGUAGGCCUAUGAACAUAUAGAUGUAGUUGAAUAGCAUCUUUCAUGAGUUUAUAGGGUUGAUUCAUGUUCCUCCCUAAAAACAAUGAAGAAGCUGUUUUAUUGGGUAAAUUCUGUAGUAAUAUACUAACACCCUGUUAGCCAGUGUGUGUCCUCCGCCUCUGACACCCCUCCCAGUUGCAGAGAGUCCCCCCUCGUCACAGUCCAACGCCGAGGCCAACUCAGUGGGCCCCUUAUCGCGCCCACCAGUCAUCAUGAUCACCGCUCCGUCGCAAGAGGACAUCCAUGCCUCAGCAUCUACCGUGACCAUAGCUGAAGCUGCCAAGGAGCGGAAGCCGUCCACCACACCUUUUGUGGUGGGGAAGAACCAGAACAGUAACUAGACAUGUCGUGCCACAGAAGAAGGACCCAAGGAUUUCACAAAUACUUUGUCGCCAUACGGAACUCGACUGUGCAAACUCCGGGAUAGCUCUUAGUUGUCCUAUCGGUGACAAAACACAAUGGCGGUGCCCAUCCAGUUAACCGAGCUGCAGCUGGACGUUACUCUGGUCUUUUGAGGCUUGAAAACGAGCUUAAUUUGAAGAAUGGACGCCGUAGGAGACGACGAACCGGACCCCAUAAAGCUCAAGUCUAUCAAAAACAAUAAAACAUUCACAGUGCCUCAAAGUGAUAGGUUUGGGAGCUGCAGAAGUGUUAGAGAGUUCGAGAAAUUCAACCGCAUAGGAGAGGGAACUUACGGCAUAGUGUACCGAGCCAGAGACACCAAGUCAGAUGAGAUUGUAGCGUUGAAGAAGGUCCGAAUGGACAAAGAGAAAGAUGGGAUCCCCAUCAGUAGCCUCAGAGAGAUUACCCUGUUGCUGAGGCUGAGACACCCCAACAUAGUGGAGCUGAAAGAAGUGGUCGUCGGCAGUAACCUUGAGAGUCUGUUUCUGGUGAUGAGCUACUGUGAACAGGAUCUGGCCAGUCUGCUGGAAAACAUGCAGACGCCGUUCUCUGAAGCUCAGGUGAAGUGUAUCGUCCUUCAGUUGCUCAGAGGCCUGGAGUAUCUCCACCACAACUUCAUCAUACACAGGGACCUGAAGGUGUCUAAUCUGCUGAUGACAGACAACGGCUGCGUUAAAAUUGCUGAUUUUGGGUUGGCCAGAAUGUACGGCAUUCCCCAGCAGCCCAUGACGCCCAGAGUGGUCACACUGUGGUACAGAGCUCCAGAGAUCCUCCUAGGGACCAAGACCCAGACUACAGCGCUGGACAUGUGGGCUGUCGGCUGCAUCCUGGCUGAGCUGCUGGCUCACAAACCUCUGCUGCCUGGAACCUCUGAGAUCCAGCAGGUGGACCUGAUAGUUCAGCUGCUGGGAACACCCAAUGAAAACAUCUGGCCGGGUUUCUCUCAGCUGCCCCUCAUCAGUCAGUACAGUCUGAGGAAGCAGCCAUACAACAACCUGAAGAAUAAAUUCACCUGGCUGUCUGAGGCUGGACACAGACUGCUCAACCUGCUCUUCAUGUACAACCCACAGCGCAGAGCUACCGCCAAAGAUUGCUUGGAUAGUUCCUACUUCAAAGAGAAACCUCUACCCUGUGAACCAGACCUGAUGCCAACGUUCCCUCACCAUCGCAACAAGCGAGCCGCUCAUUCGGCAGACAGCCACCCGAAACGGAUCAAAGUGUGACAAAGAUGGCAACGAUGAGGCUCGAGACGACCCCCGUGGUGGUGGCGGCGACGACAUUCUCGGGAAUGAAUGUUGGUUUCUAAUCAGGAGGACGUGUUACCCUAGGAUGUUGAGCAAAUGCGAACUAGUUCAAUUAGCAUCCAUUUCAACACAGCUAAAGCCAACAAACUCAAAGAUCAUGUAAAAAUGGCUGUUAGCGCACAUUCUCUAGUGCAGAUCCAGUUGUUUGCAGCACUGUUGCAGUGUUUACAGGUUUUCAGACUUCCUAAUAUUCGUAUUGAGGACAAAGUUGCCUUGUCAAAUAUGCUGAGGCGUUUUGUCCUUUUGUGUCGUAUUUUAGAUGUUCUAUAAGAACCGUCUCUGCUAUUCUGUGAUCAGUUUGGAUUCCUAACAUCAAAACGAUGAUAAAUGUAAAAGUAAAAGUAAGUAAGAGUAGAAACUGAACCAACUUACUUGAACUCAGCCCACAGUUCCAUUGGGUCUGUGUGAUGGCCUCUCUUAAGAGUUUUUUUUAAACCGCAUUGGUGAAAAUUUUGUCUUUACAACUCAAAGAAAACCAGAGUUUGGCAAAUGGAAGCCUUGUUAAGAUCGUAGGUUUGGUAUUCGCAGCCAUAAGCGUGUGUGUACGACCAGCUGUGUGCCCUGUCAAAGUGUCCUUGAGGUGAAAUGCUGAACCCCUGAACUUGCUAGCUUAUUGUUAGUUAAUUUAGGAAAAGUUAGACUUUUUUUUUGAAAUAUGCUUAUUUGCUUUUUUUGGAGUUACAUGAGAAGAUUCAGGGUUCUCACCCUUUUCUAGAGAUCAUUUUCCGGGACACUUGUCACUGACUCUUUAUCAGUUUAUCACAACAUACUUUAGCCCCUUUACUAGUCAUAAUAUGAGUCUUUAAGAAGACUAUUCACUGCGAGCUACUGCUACAAAAUUUAAACAUCUCAUGCCAUUUUAUGGUCGUAUUCACCUUCACAAUGCAGCAUUGUAUUUAUAGAGACAAUGCUGGCACAGUAAAAAAAAAGUACCAUUAGCCAGUAUUUAGCUGGUGUUUUGGGCUCACAUUCAUUUUUCCCAUUCAUCAUUAUCCAACUCUCUCAUCACAUUUGUAACAAUUGCUCCUAUUUAAGUUGAAUCAUAAACCUUAAACCUUUGCUGGCAAAACAAGCAAGCAAGCAUAUCAACUUUUAGCAAAUUAACCUAACAAUGCUAUCGUGAAGAGACUUGUUUCUACCAAAAUACUCUUGAGCCAUAAACUACCAUUAGAACGUUAACAUGAUCCUGAACAUCAUUUUUACUCUUUCAGAUAAUGUUAUCUGUUUUGGGGAGCUCUGUUAGUUAGCUUAAAGCUAUUUAUCUCCUAAAGGACAGUAGGAGAAUGUUGAAAUCAUUUUCCAGGACAACACAAGAUUUUCCAGGACAUUUGACUUUUUACUCUUAUUUUUCAGGAAUUUUCAAUGACUGAAAAAAAAAAUGUGUUAACUGUUUUCUGGGAAGUGGGGUAACCCUGUUGAUACCUCUCAGAUAUUAGCAAGCUAAACAUGUAGCUGAAGCUGGUUUCAUUAGCUUUCUACAUAAUGUACAGACAUGAGUUGUUUCAAUCUUCUCAUCUAACUCUAGGCAAAAAGAAAAGUGAAUGUUCUCAAAAUGUCAAAGUAUUCCUUUAACAGCCUGAGCUUCAAUGCCUAUAACGUACUGUAGCUGAACAUUAGUGUAAACCACGGAGUCGUUACCCGUUACAAUGGCAGUGAUUUGGACUGAUACUAAGUGUGUGUGAUAAAAUGAAAGUGUAGAGCCUCUAAAUAUGUAAUAAACAUGUACAACCAAAAACUGUGCCUUUCUUUUCA